AUGGAGACAGACGGCAGCCAGCCCGGCCUCGCCUCCCCGGACUCCCCACACGACCCUUGCAAAAUGUUCAUCGGAGGACUGAGCUGGCAGACCACGCAAGAGGGCUUGCGGGAGUACUUCAGCCAGUUCGGCGAGGUGAAGGAGUGCCUGGUGAUGCGGGACCCGCUGACAAAGAGAUCCAGGGGCUUCGGGUUCGUCACGUUCAUGGACCAGGCUGGCGUCGACAAGGUCCUGGCCCAAUCCAGACAUGAACUGGACUCCAAGACGAUUGACCCGAAGGUAGCGUUCCCUCGCCGAGCACAGCCCAAGAUGGUGACCCGAACGAAGAAGAUAUUUGUGGGUGGUCUGUCUGUGAACACUACUGUGGAGGAUGUGAAACAAUAUUUUGAGCAGUUCGGGAAGGUGGAUGAUGCGAUGCUGAUGUUUGACAAGACAACCAACCGACACCGAGGAUUUGGAUUUGUCACAUUUGAAAGCGAAGACAUUGUGGAAAAAGUGUGUGAAAUCCACUUCCAUGAGAUCAACAACAAAAUGGUGGAGUGUAAAAAAGCUCAGCCGAAGGAGGUGAUGUCCCCAACGGGUUCUGCACGAGGGCGGUCCAGAGUAAUGCCUUACGGGAUGGAUGCCUUCAUGCUGGGGAUCGGCAUGCUGGGUUAUCCAGGCUUCCAGGCUGCCACCUAUGCGAGUCGAAGUUACACUGGCAUUGCACCUGGUUACACUUACCAGUUCCCUGAGUUCCGUGUAGAGCGGACCCCUCUCCCGAGUGCCCCCGUCCUCCCUGAGCUCACAGCAAUCCCCCUCACUGCGUACGGACCGAUGGCAGCAGCAGCGGCUGCAGCGGCCGUGGUGCGAGGGACAGGUAACUCCACUUUCCUCCCCAGCGUGGGUUCCACCCCCAGUCGCACCGGUGGGUUUCUGGGCACCACCAGUCCCGGGCCGAUGGCAGAGCUUUAUGGAGCCACCAACCAGGACUCAGGGGUCAGCAGUUACAUCAGCGCUGCCAGUCCAGCCCCGAGCACCGGCUUUGGACACAGCCUAGGGGGUCCCUUGAUUGCAACAGCUUUUACCAAUGGGUAUCACUGA
This is a messenger RNA of Cinclus cinclus, 1083 nucleotides long. It is a transcript of the gene MSI1, whose product is annotated as musashi RNA binding protein 1. Gene Ontology annotation, cellular component: cytoplasm. Gene Ontology annotation, molecular function: RNA binding. The transcript is spliced from 14 exons. Lineage: Eukaryota; Metazoa; Chordata; Aves; Passeriformes; Cinclidae. The coding region runs from base 1 to 1083 and encodes 360 amino acids. The record is from RefSeq and is a predicted model, not a curated record.